GAUCGGAUUUUGGUGCAACUUUUUGGUCGUGUCCCUAAUCGGACUCAUCCACACCACUCCGUUCUUUAUAUUGUAAUACGAGUUACCAUCAACUAGCAGGAUGCCUCCUAAGUUUGAUCCCAACGAAAUUAAAAUAGUGUACCUGAGGGCUGUGGGUGGUGAAGUUGGUGCUACUUCUACACUAGCUCCUAAAAUUGGUCCCCUUGGCUUGUCACCAAAGAAAGUAGGAGAUGAUAUUGCCAAGGCAACCCAGGACUGGAAAGGUCUCAAGAUCACCUGCAAGUUGACCAUUCAAAACAGACAAGCAACAAUCAGUGUUGUGCCCAGCGCAGCAGCUAUGGUAAUUAAAGCACUAAAGGAACCACCCAGAGACAGAAAGAAGGUUAAGAACAUCUUACACAACGGUAACAUCACCAUGGAUGAUAUCAUAAACACCGCAAAGGUCAUGCGUGAUCGCUCUCUGUCGCGGUUCCUGUCCGGCACAGUUAAGGAGAUUUUGGGCACUGCUCAGUCUGUCGGCUGCACCGUCGAUGGCAUGGCACCACAUGAUGUCAUCGAGAAGAUCAACAGUGGCGACAUCGAGAUCCCUGAUGAGUAAAUUCAAUGGAGAAGAGAAUGCAUUUGUACAGACUUUAAAAGAAAAAAAUGUCGAUGUACUUUAA
This is a messenger RNA of Priapulus caudatus, 662 nucleotides long. Its product is annotated as 60S ribosomal protein L12-like. Bases 101 to 598 code for a protein of 165 amino acids. The record is from RefSeq and is a predicted model, not a curated record. NCBI's taxonomy places the organism in Eukaryota, Metazoa, Priapulida, Priapulimorpha, Priapulimorphida, Priapulidae. Gene Ontology annotation, molecular function: large ribosomal subunit rRNA binding; structural constituent of ribosome. Gene Ontology annotation, cellular component: cytosolic large ribosomal subunit; ribosome. The transcript is spliced from 6 exons. Gene Ontology annotation, biological process: translation.